AAACCAAACGUCAUCUUGACGCGACAGCAGGGUCAUUUGUUGCUGUUGUCUUCGGGUGAUUUUACACAGAAGACUUUUAAGAGCAGAAACUAUCACUAACUAAACAGAAACAUGUCUACCGCCAUGAACUUCGGGACGAAGAGCUUUAAGCCUCGAGCUCCUGAUAAAGGCUCGUUCCCUCUGGAUCACUUCGGAGAGUGUAAAGCCUUCAAGGAGACCUUUAUGAGAUGCCUGAAAGACAACAGCUUCGACAACUCCAAGUGCAGACUGCAGUCCAAAGACUACCUGGAAUGCCGCAUGGAAAAUCAGCUGAUGGCCAAGGAGCCUCUGGAAAAACUGGGUUUCAAGGACAUGAUGGAUCCUCCUCGCAGCCAAGCAGACGGAGACACUAAACCCUGACACAGACAGCUGCUGUGUCAUAAAAGCGAGGAUGGUGUUGCUGUGAACUUAACGUAUCAAACAAUUUGUUGUUAAUAAGAUGACAACACAAAGCAAAGACUGCUGUGAGUGUGAAACUGAGGAGAAUGGCUUCAAAGAACUUUGAGGAUGCGGGCCAGCAAGAGGACAUUGGGGUCUUAGUUUGUCACAGAGAACAAACUAAUUUUAUCAAUCCUUUGUGUACAUAAGAUAUAAUGUGUAAUAUAUGGAGAUGCUGUUUUGACAGGUCAAUAAAUAUUUUGUAUUUAAACUAAA
Sebastes umbrosus (honeycomb rockfish) is the source of this 693-nucleotide messenger RNA. It is a transcript of the gene cox19, whose product is annotated as cytochrome c oxidase assembly protein COX19. Lineage: Eukaryota; Metazoa; Chordata; Actinopteri; Perciformes; Sebastidae. The transcript is spliced from 3 exons. The record is from RefSeq and is a predicted model, not a curated record. Gene Ontology annotation, biological process: mitochondrial respiratory chain complex IV assembly. Bases 112 to 399 code for a protein of 95 amino acids. Gene Ontology annotation, cellular component: mitochondrial intermembrane space.